ACAAGCCCAGCCACUCUGAGGAGGAUUCUAACUGAACCAGGAAAGCCAUGACGUGCUGUGAGGGGUGGACAUCCUGCAAUGGCUUCAGCCUGCUCAUUCUGGUCCUGCUAGGAGUUGUUAUCAAUUGUAUCCCCCUGGGCAUCAGCUUAGUGGAGGCAGACUCGGUUUCUCAAAACCCCAUCUCCUGCUACGAAUGGUGGUUCCCGGGGAUUAUAGGAGCAGGCGUGAUGGCCAUCCCGGCAACAGCGAUGUCCCUGGCAGCAAGAAAAAGAGCGUGCUGUAAUAACAAGACCGGGAUGUUUCUUUCAUCACUCUUGAGUGUGAUCACAGUCAUUGGUGCCGUGUAUUGUAUGUUGGUAUCGAUCCGAGCUCUCUUGGAAGGACCUCUAGUUUGUAACACUCAGGUCAACAGUACUGUCACAUGUGAAUUUUCAUUGAAAAACCUAAGUAACUUUCGUCCUGAAUCCUUCAACCUGCUGUGGUUCUUCAAUGACACUUGUGUCCCUCCUACUGAUUUUAAAAACCCCACUAUCAACAACAUGGUCAGUAACUUGAAAAUACCCAACUCCAACUCUGAAGAAGACAGACACAGGAUUUUCCACUUCUCAGUGUUUAUGAGUCUCCUGCUUGUUGGAAUCCUCGAGCUCCUGUUUGGGCUUAGUCAGAUACUCAUUGGUUUCCUUGGCUGUCUGUGUGGCGUCUCUCAGCGACGGAGACAAAUUGUAUAAAGGGUAAUAAACUAGAAUGUUGGUACUUUGAAUAAUUUGAAAAUUUGCAUUGUAAUCUCAACAAUGAAGCAUCUUCUAGAACACGGAGACUUUUAGUGCAAACAGAUUUUUAGAAUCAUCUCUGAAGCAACUUUCAAAAAACCAAAAUCCAACCUAUCAAGCUGGGCAGGGCUGGUGCACGCCUUUGACCCCAGCACUCAGAAGCAGAGGCUGAUGGAUCUAGAAUCUGAGGUUUGUCUAGUUUACAGAGCAAAUCCCAAGACAGCCAGGACCACACAGCGAAACAAAAGCAGAGGAAUGGCAAAUCAAACUCUCACAUAAAGCACAUUGUAUGUGCAGAAAACCUCCACUCUGGAAAACAGUCAUCAGUGGUUGAUACUGGGGAGAAGCGUAGAGAAGCCUUUUUAUGCCCUGUCUAUGCUGAAAAGACAUUUGUUUGACCUUAUGGUUAUAGAAGUCUGUGUCUUAGCUUUAAGAAAUAUAUAUUACAUAUUUAGGGAGGAAGACCAUGGUUUAAAAAUACUCAUCCCAAAGUGAAAGGAAAAUGCUGCAUUUAACUGAGAGGCACACAGCAGCAAGUCCUACUCUACUUCCUUACGUUUGUAUCUGUUCACGAUUUAUGGCUAUACCUUGGUGGGGGGUGGGGUGGGGUGGUGGUGGGAAUCAGCCUUUUAAAAGCUUUUUUUUUAUAUUUAUGCUGGUCUUUGAAAGACAGGUAACAAAAUGUAUUUAUUGUAUUAAAAUGUUAAGAAGUAGAAAAACCUAAAAAUCUACAAUUGAUUUCAAUCUCAAUUUUACAGGGCGUAUGAU
Rattus norvegicus (Norway rat) is the source of this 1538-nucleotide messenger RNA. RefSeq names its product transmembrane 4 L six family member 20 (gene Tm4sf20). The record is from RefSeq and is marked provisional. The transcript is spliced from 4 exons. Lineage: Eukaryota; Metazoa; Chordata; Mammalia; Rodentia; Muridae. Bases 48 to 728 code for a protein of 226 amino acids. Gene Ontology annotation, biological process: negative regulation of proteolysis. Gene Ontology annotation, cellular component: endoplasmic reticulum membrane; plasma membrane; membrane.